ACAUUUACAGUGGAAGAAGCUGUGGAAACCAUUGGGUUUGGGAGGUUCCAUAUCAUGCUUUUCCUCAUAAUGGGCAGCACUGGGGUGGCUGAAGCCAUGGAGAUCAUGCUGAUAGCUGUUGUGUCCCCUCUCAUCCGAUGUGAGUGGCAGCUCCAAGACUGGCAGGUGGCUUUAGUGACAACAAUGGUGUUUUUUGGCUACAUGGUGUUCAGCAUAGUGCUUGGGCUCCUGGCUGACCGGUAUGGCCGCUGGAAGAUCCUGCUGCUCUCCUUCCUCUGGGCAGCCUAUUUCUCCCUGCUGACCUCGUUUGCCCCAUCCUACAUCUGGUUUGUGUUCCUGCGGGCCAUGGUAGGAGGUGGCGUGUCAGGCCACGCGCAAGGACUUAUCAUAAAAACUGAAUUUCUGCCCACCAAAUAUCGGGGAUACAUGUUGCCCUUAUCCCAGGUGUUUUGGUUGGCAGGAUCCUUGUUAAUCAUUGGCCUGGCAUCAGUGGUGAACCCAACCAUUGGCUGGCGAUGGUUGAUCAGAAUUGCCUCCAUCCCUGGCAUCCUUCUCAUCCUGGUGUUCAAGUUCAUCCCGGAGUCGGCACGGUACAACGUGUCCACGGGAAACACGGGGGCUGCGCUGGCCACGCUGCAGAGGAUAGCCAGGAUGAAUGGGGCGGCCAUGCCAGAGGGGCAGCUGAGGGAGCCUGCCAAGGAAAGAAGGGGAAGAUUCAAGGACCUCAUCCACCCCAAAUACCUCAGAACCACUUUGCAGAUAUGGAUCAUAUGGCUUGGCAUAGCUUUCGCUUAUUACGGCGUCAUCUUGGCCAGUGCCGAGUUGCUGGAGCGGGACCUUGUCUGUGGCUCUGCAGCCCCACCGCUGCAGGACUCCAGUGAUGACUCUGAGGAGAGCCACAGCCCCUGCCACUGCCGCCUGUUUGGGCCCGCUGCUUACCAGAGCAUGAUCAUCAGCACAGCCGGGGAGAUCACACUAAAUCCUGUGAACAUUCUCAGCAUCAAUUUCCUUGGACGACGUCUAAGCCUGUGUAUCACCAUGGGAUGUACAGCUCUAUUCUUUCUUCUCCUUAAUAUCUGCACCUCAAGUGCAGGCAUGGUUGGCUUUCUCUUCAUGCUGCGUGCCUUGGUUUCAGCCAACUUCAACACCAUCUACAUUUACACAGCAGAGGUUUAUCCCACCACAAUGAGAGCGCUGGGGAUGGGGACAAGUGGGGCAGUAUGCCGUGUAGGAGCAAUGGUGGCUCCAUUUAUAUCACAAGUUCUGAUGAGCGCUUCCUUCUUGGGAGCCCUGUGUCUCUUCUCCUCCGUGUGCAUCAUCUGUGCCAUCUCUGCAGUCACACUGCCCAUCGAGACCAAGGGCAGGGCCCUGCAGCAAGUGAAAUGA
Lonchura striata (white-rumped munia) is the source of this 1386-nucleotide messenger RNA. It is a transcript of the gene SVOPL, whose product is annotated as SVOP like. Gene Ontology annotation, cellular component: membrane. The record is from RefSeq and is a predicted model, not a curated record. Gene Ontology annotation, biological process: transmembrane transport. Lineage: Eukaryota; Metazoa; Chordata; Aves; Passeriformes; Estrildidae. Gene Ontology annotation, molecular function: transmembrane transporter activity.